CUGUUUCUCUCUCGCCUGUGCCAGUCUGCCUGACUCAGAAGCGAGGACUCACUGGGAAGCAGCUUCAGCAGCACUGGGGGCUCCUGGGACACCGCACCUGACUAUCUGCCCUGUGUUUUCUGGAGGCUUGAUAUAAAGAUGUCCUGGAGACAGGUCAUCCUCCUGUCGUGUCUCUCGGCGACACUGCUCCUGUGUAUGCUACAAGAGGGGACCAGCGCUUCUGUGGGCAGCAGGCAGGCAUCCGGAGAAGAGACCCAGGAUGGUACGAAACAGAACAUUUUCAUGCAAGAAUCUGAUGCCUCGAACUUCCUCAAGAGGCGUGGCAAGCGGUCUCCUAAAUCCCGAGAUGAAGCCAAUGCGGAAAACAGACAGAAGCUGCGAGACCAAGAGCUGCGGAGAGAGUAUUAUGAGGAACAAAGGAACGAGUUUGAGAACUUCGUGGAGGAACAAAGAGAUGAGCAGGAAGAGAGGACCAGGGAAGCAGUGGAGCAGUGGCGACAGUGGCAUUAUGAUGGCCUGUACCCUUCCUACCUCUACAACCGCCAUCACAUCUGACCUCACCCUGAAGCAGCUGGGGAAGAGGAACAGGAAACAUGCCUCCCACCUCUCUUCUACAGACCCACGAGGUGAAGCUCCCACACUGCCUCGGCCAACGGCUCCAGGGCGCACACACCCUUUGUUCUGAUGACCCAGGAUGCUCGGCUUUUGCUUCUUUGUGGAUAUUUUUUUCUUUUCUUUUCUUUUCUUUUCUUUUCUUUUCUUUUCUUUUCUUUUCUUUUCUUUUCUUUUCUUUUCUUUUCAGGUGAGCAACCACCUGUGGUCCUUCCCAGCAUUAAAUCUACAUGCUUAGCCACUGGAAACAGAAUUAGAAGGCCCAUCUGAUAGGACAGUUAAAAGGAUCGCAGCAAGAUUUUAAGUUUGCCUACCACCUAUUAAUAAAAGUG
Meriones unguiculatus (Mongolian gerbil) is the source of this 944-nucleotide messenger RNA. RefSeq names its product upper zone of growth plate and cartilage matrix associated (gene Ucma). Gene Ontology annotation, cellular component: extracellular matrix. NCBI's taxonomy places the organism in Eukaryota, Metazoa, Chordata, Mammalia, Rodentia, Muridae. Gene Ontology annotation, biological process: regulation of osteoblast differentiation; embryonic skeletal system development. Bases 139 to 555 code for a protein of 138 amino acids. The transcript has 5 exons. The record is from RefSeq and is a predicted model, not a curated record.